Messenger RNA from Paramuricea clavata, 1661 nucleotides. The record is from the annotation of a GenBank genome assembly. NCBI's taxonomy places the organism in Eukaryota, Metazoa, Cnidaria, Anthozoa, Malacalcyonacea, Plexauridae.
AUGGUGCCGUAUGGUGUAGUAGGUGUGGUAUAUGGUACGAUUUGGUGGGAUGUGUUAUGGCAUGUUGUGGCAUCGUAAGGUGUGUUGUGAUAUGGUAUGCUAUAGCAUGGUAUGGUAUGGUAUGCUGUGGUGUGGCAUUGGGUUGAUUGGUAUAUGGUAUUGUGUGGUAUACUAUGUUUUGAUGUGGUAUAGCAUGGAGUGGUGUGGGUUGGUAUUGUGUUGUAUGGUAUGGUAUGGUGUGGUGUGGUGUGGUAUGGGUUGGUGUGGUAUACAUGGCGAGGUAUGGUAUGGUAUGGUAUGAUAUGUUGUUGUAUAGUGUGGCCUGCAAUCGUGUGGUGUGUUAUAGUAUGAUGUAAAAUUGUUGGCCCCAUAACAUUUUGACUAUUUCAGACAUUGAUGAAUGCUCAGAAGGGAACUUCAGUUGCGACCCAAAUGCAACUUGUAUCAAUAGUCAAGGCUCAUACAAUUGUCAAUGUAAAAACGGAUUCCAGGGGAAUGGAAAACAGAAUUGCACAGGUAUAAAGUUUUUUAUGAAAAUAAUCCAUUAUUUUCUUUGAGUCAAUCAUUUUGGGUAUCUAAAGAUUUUUAAGGACUAAAAUCUUGCAAAUAUUCAGAUAUUGAUGAAUGUUCCGAGGAGUCGACCAACGAAUGUCAUUUGAAUGCAACUUGUUCAAACACUCCAGGUUCGUAUGAAUGCGAAUGUCGAACUGGAUAUCAUGGACUUGGACGUGCUUGCACAGGUACACUCUAUGUUAGUAAAAGGCCCCUAACUCUAAAUAUAAAUUCCUUAUCAAUAUAUUUUGUGCACUGAAGUCAAAUUAAAUAAAUUUUGAGUCAUAAUAUUUUGACUAUUUCAGACAUUGAUGAGUGCUCUGAUGGAAACUUCACUUGUCACCCAAAUGCAACUUGCAUCAAUACUCAAGGCUCGUACGAAUGUCAAUGUAAAAACGGAUUCCAGGGGAAUGGAAAACAGAAUUGCACAGGUAUAAAGUUUUUUAGGAAAACAAUCCUUUAUUUUCUUUGAGUCAAUCAUUUUAGGUUUCUAAAGAUUUCUAAGGACUAAAAUCUUGCAAAUAUUCAGAUAUUGAUGAAUGUUCUGAGGAGUCCACCAACGAAUGUCAUUUGAAUGCGACUUGUUCAAACAUUCCAGGUUCGUAUGAAUGCGAAUGUCGAGCUGGAUAUCGUGGCCAUGGACGUGCUUGCACAGGUAUACUCUAUUUCAGCAAAAGAGGCACUUGCUCUAAAAAUAUAUUCUUUAUCAGUGUAUUUCAGACACUGAAGUCAACCUAGACAAAUUUUGAGCCAUAAUAUUUUGACUAUUUCAGACAUUGAUGAAUGCUCUGAUGGAAACUUCACUUGUCACUCAAAGGCAACUUGCAUCAAUACUCAAGGCUCAUACACAUGUCAAUGUAAGAAAAGAUACGUGGGCGAUGGAACAAACAACUGCACAGGUAUAAAAUUUUUUUAUGAAAACAAUCCAUUACACUGAAGUCAUGCUAAACAAAUAUUUAAUCAUAAUAUUUUGAUCAUUUCAGAUAUUGACGAAUGCUCUGAAAGAAACUUCACUUGUCACCCAAAUGCAAAUUGCAUCAAUACUCAUGGCUCGUACGUAUGUCGAUGCAAAAUUGGAUACGAGGGGGACGGGAUAAAGAAUUGCACAG